Penicillium odoratum is the source of this 366-nucleotide messenger RNA. RefSeq lists its product as uncharacterized. The transcript is spliced from 2 exons. NCBI's taxonomy places the organism in Eukaryota, Fungi, Ascomycota, Eurotiomycetes, Eurotiales, Aspergillaceae. Bases 1 to 366 code for a protein of 121 amino acids. The record is from RefSeq and is a predicted model, not a curated record.
AUGGCUCGCCAGACUUCUCUUGACUCCGAGCGGCCUAUCAUGACAAACUCGAAUCGUACCUCGAAGCGAUUCUCCACCAUCAGCGGAAGCCCCUCACUCGCUCCAACCGAACGCACCAUUGGAAGUCUCCCCAGUGGAGACCCCAGAGUCGCCGACAUCCACCACCUCGGCGAUGGCCUGGAACGCCUAGAGAACAAGCCCCUGCAGGCCCAACGCUUUGUGCCCACGACCGAAAAGUCUGACAACUUGAACAAGCUGGCUCUCGGGGCCAAGGUGGAGCGCGCACUCGGACGCCGGAUGACCAGUCAGGACGCAGUCAUGCGCAAGCCUCUCAGUGAAAAAGCUGCUGAGGAAGCCACCGCUUAA